AUGGUGAUAGGACCUGCUGAGUCUAUCGUUGUUAAGCUGAGUGAAGAUGUUCUGUUACCUUGUCACCUCUCCCCGAAAAUGAGUGCUGAGCGCAUGGAAGUGAGUUGGUUCCGAUCUCACUUCUCUGAUGCUGUCUACAUGUACCAGGAUGGGAAGGCUCGAGAUGACGAGCAAGCAGUGGAGUACAGAGGAAGGACUGAGCUUGUGAAGGACACUAUUGCUCAGGGGAAUGUGACCCUGCGAAUCCACAGUGUCAGGCUAUCCGACAAUGGACAAUACUGGUGCCAAUUUCAGGAAAACCAUGAAUAUAGAGAAGCCAAAUCAGAGGUGAUUGUAACAAGUCUUGGCACUGCCCCUCAUAUUAGAAUGGAGGGGCCUGUGGAAAAAAGGAUCCAAUUGGUGUGCAUCUCAAGGGGGUGGUUCCCAGAACCCCAGGCAAAGUGGAGAUAUGUUGGGGGAGAUGAACCACUUCCCUCAAAGAUUCAGAUCAUGGUCAUUGAUGGGCUAUUUCAUGUGGAGAUGUCCCUUGUGAUUAGAGAAAACAGUUCUGUGAAAAAUGUAUCCUGUUCCAUCUAUAAUCCCAUCCUUGAUGAAGAGAAGGUGUCCUUCAUUUAUAUCCCAGAAAAGCUUGAUGAAGAACUUGCUCUGAGAAAAGUGAUUGGACCUGCCCACUCCAUUAUCACCAGUCUGGGUGAAGAUGUCUUGUUACCAUGUCACCUCUUCCCUGAAAUGAACGCUCAGCACAUGGAGGUGGGCUGGAUCCGAUCUCAGUUCUCUGAAACUGUCUACAUGUAUUGGGAUGGAAAGGAUCAGAAAGAGGAACAGAUGGCAGAAUACAGAAGAAGAACAGUAUUUACAAAGGACACUAUCACUGAUGGGAGUGUUACUUUGAAAAUCAGAAAUAUCAGAGUUUCUGAUGGUGGUCAGUACCAGUGCUAUUUUGAGAAAAACCAAGUGUUUCAAAGAGCAAUGUUGAAAAUAAAAGUAGUAGAGAAGGAAUCCUUGGGUAUAGACAAAGAGUCAUUGGCCAAAGAGAGACAAUUCUUGGCUAAAGAAAGGGAAUCCUUGGAUACAGACAGAGAAUUCUUGGCUAAGGAGAGGGAAUCUUUGCAUAUGGACAGAGAAUCCUUGGCUAAAGAAAAUGAAUUCUUGGUUAAAGAGAAGGAAUCCCUGGAUACAGACAAAGAGUCAUUGGCCAAAGAGAGAGAAGUCUUGGCUAAAGACAGGGAAUCCUUGAAUACAGACAGAGAAUUCUUGGCUAAGGAGAGGGAAUUUUUACAUAUGGACAGAGAAUCAUUGGCUAAAGAGAGAGAAUCCUUGGCUAAAGAAAAUGAAUUCUUAAAGAGAAGGAAUCCUUGGAUACAGACAAAGAUUGCUCUCCAGGAAGAAACUGAGAGAAGAAAGGCUCUGUACCAGGCAGACUGGAGAAAGGCCCACCUCUAUGCUGACUGGAGGAAAGAACAGUUCCAGGCAGUGCAUGUGACUCUAGAUCCAGACACAGCACAUCCAGAACUUAUUUUGUCUGAGGAAUGGAGACGUGUUAUCCGGGGAGGACGUCCUCAGAAUUUCCUUGACACUGCUAAGAGAUUUGACUCUCUGCCUUGUGUUCUGGGCCAAGAGAAAAUCACCUCAGGGAGACAUUACUGGGAAGUAGAGGUUGGAAACAGAGGUGACUAGGAGUUGGGUGUUUGCAGAGAGGAUGUGAAAAGGAAAGGAGAGAUCACAGUGUCCUCUGAGAAUGGCUUCUGGGCUCUCAGGCUAUCUAAUGACAAAUAUUGGGCCCUCUCUUACCCUCCAACUUGCCUCUCCUUGAGACAGAUCCCUCACAAAGUGGCCAUUUUCGUAGACUAUGAUUUUGGAGAUGUCUCAUUCUACAAUAUGAAUGAUGGAUCCCAUAUCUAAAAUUUUACUUCAGAGUUCUUUUGUGGGGCCCUCUGCCCUUACAUUAGGCUUUGGUCAUGUGACCAAGCUCCUGUGACUGUCUGUCCAGAGCCUUAG
Molecule: messenger RNA, 1998 nt
Organism: Phascolarctos cinereus (koala)
Lineage: Eukaryota; Metazoa; Chordata; Mammalia; Diprotodontia; Phascolarctidae
Source: RefSeq, a predicted model, not a curated record